AAAGGUGUAAGAAGCAUUUUUGAAAAUAGAACUUGGGGGAAAUCAACUGUCGGUUCAUUUGUUUUAAGUUUAGAAACGCAAUUCUCUUUUGGUUUAUCUGAUUUCAGAAUGGCUGAAGCUUCCACAAUCGACGUCCUUUGUGAUGACUUUGUUCGGAAGAUGAGGGAACUUCUAGGCCCACCUGAUGUUCAUUCUUUCGUCACAGCCCUGAAUCGAACUUUGAAUUUGGCUUUUGACGAAUUCAAAGACUCCAAGGAUACUGAGGAGUGCAGGACUUAUCUGCAGAAUUGUUAUCGCCUGGCUGUCGUUAAAGACAGAGAUUUUAAGCGUCGAAUUCCAGUAGGAGAUGCUGAACUGAUUCAAGAUGAAUUGAUCCGUCUGAAUCAGAGCUGCAAGAAAGGCAUUAGCUUACCAGAUGAGGAUACUGCACUUCAAUGGCCAGUUAAGAAUGACACGCUUUUCUGUUUGUUGAUCAGAGGCCAAGAUGGUCAUACUGAUACCAGAAGUAUUCUUGUGAAUGUUGGAAUGGAGGAUGAAGAGAAGAAUGGGAUUGUCAUACCUGUUCUGACUCCCAAGCUCUUUCAAGCUUGUAUUUCAAUUCUUUGUGUCAUUCAUCAAUGUCACAGAAAUUUAGAGCAUGCUAGGCUUGGAGGCAAUGUGGUGAAGGCCUGUUCAAUCAAAGCUUCUAAAGAAACAGAAGACAAUUGGGCUAUUCAUGCUCACUCAGGCUUGAAAUUUGUUGCUAAUUUCAUCCACCAUAUGAAGCCAGAAAGCCCUGCUAAGCCAAGGAUGCCUGCAAUUCAUCAUGUGCUGAUGAUUGCGUACAGGAUGGACCAGUAUCUUGACGCUGAUUCAAAGACCCCAGCUGUCAAGAAAGGGAAAUUUUCAACACUGGAAAGUGUUUUUCAGUCCACUGGGUUAACAAUGGAAGAUAUGGAAUCCUGCAUCCAACUGAUUGUUCCUAGCCAAUGGGGAACACAGUUUGCAGGUAUGGCUAGUGCUCCAGCUCAGACUUCAGGCAAUCAGAAAUAGAAACCACAAGGGAUUUCUGAGCAUAGUUGUUUUAUGAUUUACGCUUUGUGUUUUCAUGUGGUUGUUUUAAUAAGGAAUAUAAAGGUGCAAACAUAAGAGUUGCUCCUGUAAAUUCCAUAGUUGCUUUAGUUUACUUCAUUCGCUUUUCUUUAAGUUUGUUUUAUAUAUAUAAAAAAGGAUGACACCUCGUACCGCCCCCAACCCCGACCGGACGGUACGUUGUGAGAAUGUAAAUUGGACUAUAAUAGAGAGUGAGACUCUGUCCCCGUUACUUGCAGAGGUUCUAUGCAUUUUUAGCAUAGUAACUCCUCAUCGCAGUUGUCGGGAUUCAAACCAGAGAUCUAACUCUGUGGCACUCCCUUGCUACCAGUUGAGAUACGUCCAUCGGUAUUAAGUUUGUUUUAUAAUAAUAUCAUUUGUCUAAUUAAGA
Molecule: messenger RNA, 1462 nt
Organism: Cuscuta europaea
Lineage: Eukaryota; Viridiplantae; Streptophyta; Magnoliopsida; Solanales; Convolvulaceae
Source: the annotation of a GenBank genome assembly